AUAAAAAAACCCUGUAUUAAAACCCUAAUAUUAGACCAACCUCUCUCUUAUUCAGACUCUCUCUCAGACUCAGAAGCUCUGUCACCGCCACUAUGGCUCAGUUGAACACCAUGUCCGCUUGCUUGCCCACCAACUUCGCCUUUCACGCUCCAAAAUCAGAGUUGAAUUUAUGCCAUGAUGGAGUUGCAUGUCAAAGGAAAUUAUCGUUUCAAGAGUUGGUGGCAAGAAAGAGUGAGCUUCAGGGGAAUGCAUUUGCGGGUUUGAGUAUCAAUGGAGGUGUAACUAGAGCUCGCAACCAAGUUAUUAGAGCAGCACUGCCCAGUUACAGUGAGACAGAAAUAGCUGGAUCUACAAAGGAAAGAGGAUUACGUGGCAAAUUGAACAAGGUCGUUCUGGCCUAUAGUGGUGGCUUAGACACGUCAGUCAUUGUCCCAUGGCUAAGGGAGAACUAUGGUUGUGAAGUUGUUUGCUUCACUGCCGAUGUGGGUCAAGGUAUAAAAGAAUUGGAUGGUCUGGAACAGAAGGCAAAGGCGAGUGGGGCUUGUCAGUUAGUAGUGAAGGAUCUGAAGGAGGAGUUUGUAAAAGACUAUAUAUUCCCUUGCUUGCGAGCUGGUGCAAUCUAUGAGAGGAAAUACUUGCUGGGGACCUCAAUGGCCCGUCCUGUUAUUGCUAAGGCCAUGGUAGAUGUUGCCAAAGCAGUUGGAGCUGAUGCCGUCGCUCAUGGAUGCACAGGGAAAGGAAAUGAUCAGGUUCGGUUUGAACUGACGUUUUUUGCUCUCGACCCCAAACUUAAUGUGGUGGCUCCUUGGAGGGAAUGGGACAUUACGGGUAGAGAAGAUGCUAUUGAAUAUGCUAAGAAGCAUAAUGUGCCUGUCCCAGUGACAAAGAAAUCCAUAUACAGCAGAGAUGGGAACUUAUGGCACCUUAGUCAUGAGGGUGAUAUUUUGGAAGACCCGGAAAAUGAGCCGAAGAAGGAUAUGUUCAUGUUAUCUGUUGAUCCAGAAGAUGCACCGAAUGAACCUGAGUAUGUAGAUAUCGGGAUCGUUUCAGGAAUUCCAGUUUCAGUCGAUGGACAAGAGCUUUCACCAGCUUCUUUGCUUACGAAGCUUAAUGAGAUUGGCGGAAGACACGGAAUUGGUCGUAUUGACAUGGUUGAAAACCGUCUUGUUGGUAUGAAGAGCCGUGGAGUCUAUGAAACUCCUGGAGGCACCAUCCUAUUCGCUGCUGCACGAGAGUUGGAGUCCUUAACUUUGGAUCGAGAAACAAUGCAAGUUAAAGAUUCGCUUGCCCUCAAAUAUGCAGAGCUAGUCUAUGCAGGCAGGUGGUUCGACCCACUUCGUGAGUCCAUGGAUGCAUUCAUGGAGAAAAUCUCGGAGACAACAACGGGAUCAGUAACUCUAAAGUUGUACAAGGGUUCGAUCACUGUAACUAGCCGUAAGAGUCCAUAUAGCCUGUAUAGGCAAGACAUCUCUUCAUUUGAGAGCGGAGAUGUGUAUGAUCAAGCCGAUGCAGCUGGGUUUAUUAGGCUAUAUGGUCUCCCCAUGAGGGUGCGGGCAAUGCUUAAGGAGGGGAUCUAGGUUCUUUUGUAUUGUUUGUUGUUAGAACAACUAAGAAUUGAGUUCUAUUUGGUAUUUGUACUAUUUGGUAUUUGGUAUUUGUAGUAAUUUCUAGCCUUGACCAGUUUUGAUA
This is a messenger RNA of Rosa rugosa (rugosa rose), 1689 nucleotides long. Its product is annotated as argininosuccinate synthase, chloroplastic-like. The record is from RefSeq and is a predicted model, not a curated record. Gene Ontology annotation, cellular component: cytoplasm. The transcript is spliced from 10 exons. Gene Ontology annotation, molecular function: ATP binding; argininosuccinate synthase activity. Bases 93 to 1577 code for a protein of 494 amino acids. Gene Ontology annotation, biological process: urea cycle; L-arginine biosynthetic process. Lineage: Eukaryota; Viridiplantae; Streptophyta; Magnoliopsida; Rosales; Rosaceae.